Eruca vesicaria subsp. sativa (arugula) is the source of this 289-nucleotide messenger RNA. NCBI's taxonomy places the organism in Eukaryota, Viridiplantae, Streptophyta, Magnoliopsida, Brassicales, Brassicaceae. The record is from the annotation of a GenBank genome assembly.
GAAAGGUCCUGAAGAAUGCAGGGAAGCUGUUUACUCUCUGAUAUAUGUAUCUGCUUGGGUUCGCAAUGUUCCUGAACUUAAAGAUCUAAGAGCUUUGUUUACGCGCAGAUAUGGAGAUUCCGUUGAUGCCUUUGUAAAUCAAGAGACAUUGCAAGAGAUUGCUGAAGAGAGUAAUAUCAGAUGGGAUCCUAUGCCUCUCCUACUGAAGCUACUCAGACAGACUUCAGCUUUGCACGACGAGGAGAAAGAGAAGAGUGUUGAAGAAAACUCGAAGUUACGUGAACCAUAA